AUGGCUUCCUCCUUCAACAGCAGCCACUGGCCGAGCAUGUUCAGGUCCAAGCACGCCGCCGAGCCGUGGCAGACGCAACCUGACAUCAGCAGCUCGCCGCCGUCCCUCCUCUCAGCUGGCGGCUCCAACACCACCACCACCGCCCGCUGCCUCAAGCACCCCCUCUCAGGUUACUCAGGUGGCGAGGAGCGGACCCCGGAUCCGAAGCCGCGGUGGAACCCCAGGCCGGAGCAGAUCCGGAUUCUGGAGGCCAUCUUCAACUCCGGCAUGAUCAACCCGCCGCGGGACGAGAUCCCCCGCAUCCGCAUGCGCCUGCAGGAGUACGGCCAGGUCGGCGACGCCAACGUCUUCUACUGGUUCCAGAACCGCAAGGCCCGCUCCAAGAACAGGCUGCGCACCACCACCGCGGGCACCGGACGCCUGGGGCUGGGCCUCGCGCGCGCGCCGGGCCGCGGGGCCGCUGCGGCGCCGCCCGUCACGCCGCCGCCGCCUCCGCAGCAGCCCUUGAUCCAGAACCAAUUCCAGCUGCUCGCCUCGCCCGCGCAGGCGCCCACUUCCUCGUCCUCGUCCUCGUCCGACCGCUCCUCCGGGUCCAGCAAGCCGGCUGCGAAGCCGGCGGCGCAGGCGAUGUCCACGACGGCGGCGGCCAUGGACUUGCUAGGGCCGCUCGCCGCGGCGUGUCCCCAUCAGAUGUACUACCAAGGCCACCCCGUGGCGCCGGCCUCGGCGCCAGCGCACAAGGUGCUGGACCUCGUAGCCUCCGAUGAGCCCGUCUUCCAGCCGCUGCCGCUGGGCGGCUACUGCUUGUCGGCUGCCGAGGUCGCUGCCAUUCUCGGGGCCGGGGGCCAGUACAUGCACGUGCCCGUGCAACAGGAGCCACCGGCGGCGUUGCCUGCGGGAGCGUUCUUGGGGCUGUGCCACGAGGUGACAGAGCCGACCGUCACUGGUCACAGGACAUGCGCCUGGAGCCCGGCGGGGCUCGGGCAGUUCUGGCUCGGGGGCGGCGCUGAUUACCAUCAGCUGGGCAAGAACAAUAGCACCACCGCGGCGACCAACACAGUGGCAAGGGAGGUGGCGCACGAGGACGCCACGAAGCUGGGGUUGCUGCAGUACGCCUUCGGAGCUAGCACGGCCAUGGAGGCGGCUCCCUCGGCGGCGCCUCUUGCUGCAUCGCCGGCGGGCGCCGCUGUUACCGUGGCGAGCGUGGCUGCCACUACCGCUGCGCUCACAGGUUUGCCUGCAAUUACUAAUGGUGUCGUCGCCAACUAUGAUCUGUUGCAAGAGACUGUCAGUGUGUCGCAUCACAUUAACAUGAUUAGGAGGUCAUUUCUCUCGUAUAGUACUACUAUAGUGGGUCUCUCUUUCAGGAAACAAAAGCCGUUCAUGAUGGAAUGCUUCAAAGGACUGGCAGUGCCCGGAGCCGGGGCCGGGGCUGUCGGUGUCAGCACCGGCGGUGCACCUGCCGUUGCCACGGCCGCGGCGCAGGAGGGCGUCGUGGCGCUGUGCAUCAUGGACACCGUCACGGGCAAGAGCGUGGCGCACAACGUCGCGGCUGCGAGGCUCGACGUCAGGGCGCAAUUCGGCGAGGCGGCCGUGCUGCUCCGCGGCGUCGGCGAGCGCGGCCUCGACCUCGAGCCCGUCCCCGUCGAUGCGUCGGGCUGCACGGUGGAGCCGCUCCAGCACGAUGCCUUCUACUACGUCCUGGUAUAA
Messenger RNA from Miscanthus lutarioriparius, 1710 nucleotides. NCBI's taxonomy places the organism in Eukaryota, Viridiplantae, Streptophyta, Magnoliopsida, Poales, Poaceae. The record is from the annotation of a GenBank genome assembly.